AACACGUGACGUCUCACAGGACGCGUGACGUCACAUGUAUUGCGCUGUUGAUGUUUUGUGUGUACACUAUUGUAUUUGCCCCCGUGUUUUAUUCCUUUUUUUUCCCCCCAAACAACAUAUCACAUAAUUCACCUAACAGCUGACGUCUUGUGUUAAAAGUAUGGUAAUGUUAAUUCACUGAGACGUUUUUCGUUACGUUGAAGACCCUCUUGGCUAGCCAGCCUGCUAGCUCGUGGGCUAACCGAUGGUGGAGAACAACAUCGAUGUGAGGACUAAAGCAGCUUUAAAGGAUGCCCUGUUUUGUAAGCGCUUUUAUUUAAGUGGCUCCACUUUGACAGCCUUUAUUGUACCACAAAAACUCAACUUUUAAUAUAGUUGGAAAAAAAUACCUAUGAAUAAAUUAGUAACUAAUAAAGUAAUUUUUAAACAACAAUAGAAAUAAAUUUAAGUUUUAAGUCACUCAAUCAAAUUUUACUUCUAUAGCUCUUAAUUACAAAUGUCUCAAAGGGCUGCACAAGCCACAACGACAUCCAAAGCUCAGAUCCUACAUCAGGGCAAGAAGAAACUCAACCCAAUGGGAACAACAAGAAACCUUGGAAGGGACCGCAAAUGGUGGCCGGUGCAAUGGAUGCCCAGUAGAUAAUGUGAGAGUUUAGUCCAUAGUGUGGCCACCAGGGUAUCCUCUUGCUUGUAGACACAUUGGGGAGCAGAGACGUCGCCAACUGAUGCAAAGAGGAGUGGUCCAUCCUGGGUCCCGACUUUGAAAAGCUAGCGCGUCAUCCGUGGAGGCUGACCUGUGGUCGCCUGACAACCUCUCCACACAGGAGAAGGUGGCAGAGCAGAAAAGAGAAACAGCAGCAGAUCAAAAUGAGGUCUAUUUAAAGGCUAGAGUAUACAAGUGAGUUUUAAGAUGAGACUUAAAUGCUUCUACUGAGGUAGCAUCUCUAACUGUUAUUGGUAGGGCACUCCAGAGUGUUGGAGCCCGGAUAGAAAACGCUCUAAAUCCCACAUACAUUUUUGGAGGGCUCUGGGAUUCACUAAUAAGCCGGAGUUCUUUGAACACAGAUUUCUGGCCAGAACAUAUAGUACAAUACAAUCAGCAUGAUUCGAUAGAGCUGGACUUUUUAGUAUUUUAUACAUAAGUAGUAAAACCUUAAGGUCGCAUCUUAAGUGCACAGGAAGUUAGGUAGUUAGGUCUUUAUUGUUAUUGUACAAGUACAACAAAACUUUGUUUUCAGCAUAACCCUAUUGAAGAUUAGACAAACAAACAGUGUACAGGGUUACAGAACAGGAAAGUUGAUGGGUCACCACAAGGCCUUCCUCUCCCAAGAGUCCAUUGUGUGUCCAGCAAGCACCGCUCCGUCAUGACAAGCAGAUUCCCCCAAACCCAAGAUCUUGUCAAUUUUGUUGAGGCCAGUUGAAUAGUUCUAAUGUGUAGAUUUGGAGAGCAGUACAAAAAGAGGCAGCAAGAAAGUUAAGACAAGACAAGACAAAGAAGCAAGCGGGAGAGGAAAGGGGACCGUCCGCCCUCGAUGAGUGCCAGUGAGAAAAUCAAAGUGCCAGUGCAGUGUCUAUGACCACCAUUUGCCUGUUGUCGAUGAAAUGAUGUAUCAACCAGUUAGGAAAGACUUCAUUUCUCUGACUCUCACCGACCAAAACUGUCACAUUUACAACAACGGCAAACACCGGAAGCAAUCCUGCUGGAGGAAAUGGAAGCAGCUGUCUCGGCUUCAACGAAGCCUCAUUCUUGUCCUUUUUGCUUUGUUACUCAUUCUGGGAUUACAGUCUUUUCCCCACAUGUCAUUGCAAAGGAGAGAGUUAUCCAGCAAGGAAGACUGGCUGGAGAUGAAUGAAAAUGAGUGGAGGCCUCCAUUUCCUGGUAUUAACUCUGUGUUUGGGCCAAACGAGAAAGCACCAGCUCCAGUGGUCGGACCGAAUCUUGGUCCAGUUGUUGGUCCAGAUUCUGUUUCGGAGCUUCAAAGACCCAACAUGCCCGUUUUUCAGAAACCUCCCAUUAUAAAAAAGAUUUUUCCAAAGAAAAGGGGUCCACCAAGCCUUCAGAAGAAUAGGAAUAUUUCAGACACGUUUGUCAUGCCAAGACCAGAACAAGAUGAAAGGGACAAUGGGCAGAAACAAGAAAAGGUGGUCAGCUGGCGAGGUGCAAUAAUUGAAGCGGUUCAGGUUCCUGAGCCCCCACCCUCUGUUAAUGAGAAGGACAAUGCUGCCCACCUGGUACCAGACAUCCCAGCCAAUACUGCUCCAGGUACUGCUUCAGCUGUAACUAACAUAGAUAGACUGGAAGCUGUGCGGGAUUCCUUCAGACAUGCAUGGAAGGGCUACAAGGACUACGCCUGGGGUCAUGAUGAGCUUAAGCCUAUCUCAAAGUCUUUUGGCGAAUGGUUUGGGCUGGGCUUGACCCUCAUCGAUUCCUUGGACACCAUGUGGAUCAUGGGUUUAAAAGAAGAAUUUGCAGAGGCAAGGCAAUGGGUAGAGAAGGAGCUCUCAUUCAACCAAAAUGUGGAUGUAAAUCUGUUUGAGACAACCAUACGUGUCCUUGGGGGGCUGCUGAGCACAUAUCACCUAUCUGGAGACCAGCUGUUCCUUGAUAAAGCUAAAGACCUCGGGGCCAGGUUAAUGCCUGCCUUCAAAACGCCCUCAAAGAUCCCGUUCUCUGACGUCAACAUCGGUAAAGGAACGGCCCACCCUCCUCGAUGGACAUCUGACAGCUCCAUGGCUGAGGUCACAAGCAUUCAGCUGGAGUUUAGAGAGCUGAGCCGCCUCACACAGGAACCACUGUACAAGGAUGUUGUAGAUGAGGUGAUGAUGAAGGUCCACAAGCUGCCGGGCAAACAUGAUGGUCUGAUACCCAUGUUCAUCAACACCAACAGUGGCCAGUUCUCUCACAGAGGCAUCUACACACUGGGCGCGAGGGCGGACAGCUACUAUGAAUACCUGCUCAAACAGUGGAUCCAAGGAGGCAGGAUGGAAGAUGCGCUGUUGGAGGACUACAUUGAAGCAAUCAAUGGAGUUAAAAAACACCUUGUGAGACAAACUGCGCAUCAGAAAUUGACAUUUGUUGGAGAGCUCUCCCAUAACCGCUUCAGUCCCAAAAUGGACCACUUGGUGUGCUUUCUGCCAGGAACCUUGGCACUGGGUGCCCACUAUGAUCUUCCAGGAGACCACAUGGAUUUAGCUGUAGAGUUAAUGGAGACUUGUCACCAGAUGUACAAACAGAUGGAAACGGGACUCAGUCCAGAGAUUGCACACUUCAACCUGCAUUCGGAUGAUGGUCAUGAUAUUUUUGUUAAGCCUGCAGACACACACAACUUGCUGAGACCAGAAACAGUGGAAAGUCUCUUUUACAUGUACAGGUUUACAAAAGACCCUAAGUACAGAGACUGGGGAUGGGAAAUUCUGCAGAAUUUCAACAAGUAUACCAAGGUCUCAGGUGGCGGCUACACGUCCAUCAACAACGUCCGCGACCCUGAGAACCCAGAGCCCAGGGACAAGAUGGAAAGUUUUUUCCUAGGUGAAACAUUGAAGUACUUCUACCUUCUUUUCUCUGACGAAGUGGAGCUUCUCAGUCUGGACAAAUAUGUGUUCAACACCGAGGCCCACCCACUCCCUAUAUGGCCCUCUGCGCCCAAGUGAUGGUACCAUUACAGGAGAUGGUUAAAGAUCUGACCACAAGGUCUGGUGAGACUGAAAGCGUUUCUCAGAUGUGUUUCUGUGAAACCAUCGCUACUGGCCAGCAACACAGGUCUGUAUUGGCCAUGAUUUAUUUUGCACAGGGAGGAAUUAAUUUGAGAUGUUUCAUAAAAAAAAGGUCUGAGCCGGUCUCUGCUGUAAAUAGGUCUGUAAAUAGGACUAAGGGGUGUUAGGGCUACCACGACUGUGCGAGGUAUUUGUCACCUUAAUGGCGCUGAUACCGAUAAUAUGUGAGAAGUCUACAUAUGUCUGUGAUUUUGACAUCAAUGUGAUGUUGCGGAGAUAAAAAUGGACCUAUUGUUGGGAAAAUCAUUAUUCGAACCCCUGCUGAUUCUUUUGUGUUUAUAGAUCCAGACUUCAGAAUUAUUGCUAGAAAAAAAGGUCAUACAUUUAUUUGUAUUUGAGAAGUAUUUGAUCUUCAGGCAGAGUACUCGGCGGAGAAACCCCUGUUGGUAAGCACAGAGAUUAGAUUUUUCUUGUAGUUAAAUUACAAGGGUUGCACUUAUUUCAGAAGGGAUUUUGACCCACAAUUCUUUACAGAUACUCUCCAAAAUCCUUAAAAUUUUAAAUGGCAACUCGAAGAUUCAGCAUCUCCUACAGAUUUUCCAAAAGGACAAAGCGCUUUUUCUGAUAUGUUUUUGGCCGACGUUGCUCAAAUGGUCGAGAAUCCAGCCUCCGUCGUUGUGUCCUUGGGCAAGACACUUCACCCACUUUUCUCCCUGUGUUACCCACCGACACUGGUGUAUGAAACUGAAUGAAUGUUUGUUGGAGGUCAUGGAGGCAGCCACAUUUCUUUCAGUCUACCCCCAGGGCAGUUGUGGCUACAAAUGCAGCUUACCACCAUGAAUGUGAGUGAAUUAACUUUUGUUUCCCGGCGUAACGUGCUUUGAGUCACUCGAAGAAAGCUCUAUAUAAAUCUAAUCCAUCAUUAUUAAGAACAAUCCACAACUUGGGCUGAGUGAUUCAAACUGACUGCCACAUCUUUUUUAAGUUUUUUACUUAAAGAUUGUCCCCUAAAAUUCACCACCGGUUGUGUAGUUCUACAUGACAACCCGACAGGUGUCGAUAGGCGUGAAAGCUGCGACAACAGCAGCAGAACUGUCCAGGCCAGUCUGCUUUGGCCUCAAUAAGGAUGUGCAAACACUGCUGAAAAAUCGAUUUUGUUUCCAAAGGUAACACAUCUAGUCAUCUUCAGCAUUUGUAGCACCGUCCUGCUACCGAAUGUGAAUAUAUCAUGUCACAAAAAAAGAGUCUACUUAUAAGCUUCCCGAUAACACGUUGCCAUGAUGCAGAUGUCCUUUAGAAUCUUUUAGAAUGCCACACAAAAUAGAAAGACUGUGGAAAUAUACAAUUUUCCUUAACUUGAAAGUUGUUGGUUUCUAUACUUUUUUAAAUUUUCUUGUAACCAGACCAUACUUUUCGGUAUGUUAGAUGGAAUCUUUACCUGACAUGUUUCGACUGUCAUCUGCAGUCUUCUUCAGGAGGGUCACCUGACCACUGUGACUUAUUGCCUGUCAGCUGACGGGUCUUGACAGGUCUGCCUGGUUGGCCACGCCUAUAAGAACAGCUGAUAGGCAACACGUCACAGUGGUCAGGUGACCCUUCUGAAGAAGACUGCAGAUGACUCCAUCUAAUAUACCGAAAAGGAUGGUCUGAUUACAAGAACAUUUGAAAAAGUAUAUGAAUAAAGCUAAGUUAAAGUUAAAGUACUAAUGAUUGUCAAACACACUCUUGGUGUGGCGAAAUUAUUCUCUGCAUUUGACCCAUCACCCCUUGAUCACCCCCUGGGAGGUGAGGGGAGCAAUGUGCAUCUGCGGUGCCGUGCCCGGGAAUUAUUUUUAGUGAUUUAACCCCCAAUUCCAACCCUUAAUGCUGAGUGCCAAGCAUUGGAGGUAAUGAGUCCCAUUUUUAUUGUCUUUGGUAUGACUCGGCUGGGGUUUGAACUCACAACCUACCGAUCUCAGGGUGGACACUCUAACCACUAGGCCACUGAGUAGUACCGAAAAGCAUGGUCUGAUUACAAGAACAUUUGAAAAAGUAUAUGAAUUGAUUUAAAGUUAAAAUGUCACACACACACACUAGGUGUGGUGAAAUUAUUCAAGAAGACAUAAUGCACCUUUUUGACCAAAUUGAAAGUUGUUAUUUAGAUUUGUCCACACAACAAUGUUUCAAAUAUUUUCCUUCCAAAAAAAAGCGUGGUUCUCCUUCAGGAAAAAAUGCUGUAUUUUUGUUUGUUUUUUGCAUAACAUUUUCAUUCUAGUUGAUGAUUUCAAUUCCAUUGUUCUACUGUGACUGUUCAUUUAUUUUACCUGUUUCAGAAAAAAUAUUUGGAGAAUAAACUGCGUUGAGAAUGGA
Messenger RNA from Nerophis ophidion (straightnose pipefish), 6063 nucleotides. Its product is annotated as endoplasmic reticulum mannosyl-oligosaccharide 1,2-alpha-mannosidase-like. Gene Ontology annotation, biological process: carbohydrate metabolic process; N-glycan processing. Gene Ontology annotation, cellular component: membrane; endoplasmic reticulum. Gene Ontology annotation, molecular function: calcium ion binding; mannosyl-oligosaccharide 1,2-alpha-mannosidase activity. Lineage: Eukaryota; Metazoa; Chordata; Actinopteri; Syngnathiformes; Syngnathidae. The transcript is spliced from 15 exons. Bases 1603 to 3651 code for a protein of 682 amino acids. The record is from RefSeq and is a predicted model, not a curated record.